This is a messenger RNA of Menidia menidia (Atlantic silverside), 3613 nucleotides long. Lineage: Eukaryota; Metazoa; Chordata; Actinopteri; Atheriniformes; Atherinopsidae. The record is from the annotation of a GenBank genome assembly.
AUGACCUCAGAACAAGGGCCUGAGGUUCUGAGCAUCAGCACAAAACCGACCGCCAACCUGGGCCAAGACCAGCUUCUCAGCUGUUAUCUUGCCACGGAAAAUCAGCAAAACAGACUCAGUGAGGUCACCUGGGAGAAGAAGGAGCUGCAGGUUUAUAAGUAUGAGAAUGGAGCUCCGGCCCUGGAGGGCCAGGCCCCGGCCUUCAAAGGGAGAGUCCAGCUCUUCCCCGAUGCUGUGACCACGGGAAACGCGUCCCUGCUGCUGAGGGGUGUGCGCAGGAGUGACGAGGGCGAAUACACCUGCACUAUCAAGUCAUCCGCAGGCCAAGGGAAGAUCAACAUUCAGCUCCGAGUGGCAGCGUUUUCAGCUCCCACUUUCAGGUUAUCGGACGACGUUCUGAUCGCCGAGGCCGUUAGAUGGUUCCCUCGACCCACUGUUACCUGGACCAAUCAGGCAGGAGAAGUCCUGGAUGCAAACACCAGUUUGACGGAAAGCUCGUCGGGGAUAUUCAGCGUGGUCAGCUGGCUGCAGCCGGCCGGGGACCACAGCCUGAAGAUGGAAAAUGAUUUAGUGAUGGCACUGUCUAACACCAUCAUAACAGGCACUGCUGUUUCAAGCAGAACCUUCUUCACCUUCAGUGCUGCUCCUUCCCUGUUUGCAUCAGUUCACCUGAACGUCAUGGUCGGCCUCCUCUGUGCACAUUAUCUCAUGGUCCGGGGCAGUAAAGAGUCCUGGAAAGCAUUUGGACCGCCCCGAAUAGCCACCCACAAGCCUCCCAUUGGAGCCCCCCACAACAACAAAAAAAAAAACAGCAUGUCGCAGUCAGAACCGACAAAAACUGCAGAAAAAGCCGCGAAAAAUGCGAAGCCGACGCCGAAAAGCGGUUCUCUGAACCCCAGGGCGGUUUGUAAGGCGUGUAAACGCCUGUACCGGGACCCGAAAAUCCUCCCCUGCCUGCACACCUUCUGCUCGGACUGCAUCGCCCAGCUGGAGCCGUUUUCGGCGUCGUCGCGGAGCCUCGAGGCGGCGGAGGGGAACCGGACCUCCGUCACGGUGCUUUGUCCGGACUGCGACGCCGAGGUGGAGGUACCUCUGUCCGGGCCGGCCGGGCUGAGCACCGACCACCUGGCGCUGGACGAAGUGUUCCUGGAAACUCUGGUGUCCGAAGGCCCGCUGGGGUGCGACCUUUGCGGGGAAGGAGGCGCCGAGAGCCGCUGCGAGGCCCUGGAGGAGCUUAAAGCCGGGGGGCGUCUGUGCCGUCCCGUUCUCUGCUCCCUGCACGCCGGCCAGGAGCUGCGGCUCUUCUGCCGGCCCUGCGACCUCCCCGUCUGCUUGGAGUGCGCCGCCACGCUGCACCGCGAGCACCUCUGCUGUCCCACGCAGGACGUGGUCCAUCUCCACGGCGACCGCAUCCGGGAGCUGGUGGGCGUGUUUCUGCGCCCCCGCCUGGAGCGGCUGGAGGAGUCGCUGCAGAAGGUGGAAACCUCCCAGAGGACUUUGCAGGAGCGCGUGGAGGCAACAGCCAAUGAGAUUCGAGCGUUUGCUCGGGGCUACGCCAGCGCCGUGGAGUCCCACUGCCUGUCUCUGCUGCGUCGGCUGGAGGAGCUCCGGCUCAAUCGCAGGAACCGGCUCCAGCUGCAGAGGGAGCAGCUGCAGCAGGCUCUGCUGGACCUGGCCGGCGGCGUGGAGUUCGCCGAGCGCCUGCUGAGCUGCGGCUCCGACGCCGAGAUCCUCAGCGCCAAAGGCGUGACCCUGCGGAGGCUCACCCGGCUGGCCGAGAGCAGCCUGGACCCCCACCCGGCAGCCUCCGACGACGGCGGCGGGAUCCGCUUCAUGCCCAGGGAGCCCGCGGGCGAGGUGGACGGCUUCCCCGUGCUGGGCGUGGUCAGCUCUAAGGCCGUAGACGCCAGCAGGUGCACCGUAGAGGGGGAAGGUCUGCGGCGGGGCCGGCAGGGCCAGGAGGGCCGCUUCACCCUGGUGUGCCGCGACGCCGCCGGAGAGCAGAUGGCUGGAGGGGGAGAGCACGUCCUGGUCAGCAUCGUCCACACAGAGAAAAAAAACUGCACAGUGGAGGCGGCGGUGGCCGACAACAGCAACGGGACGUACGGCGUUUCCUACACACCUGUGGAGCCGGGGCCGUACUCUGUGUGGGUCUGUGUGAAAGCCCAGCACAUCCAGGUGAGACCCGCCGCCCCCGGGCCGGGCCAGGUGCCCUCCGGCCCCCGGGGUGAGCCGGCCUCACCGGCCCCCGUGUCCCCGCAGGGCUCCCCCUUCGCUCUGAGCGUGAAGCGGAAGAUGAGGCACCACGGCGGGACGUUCCACUGCUGCUCCUUCUGCUCCAGCGGGGGGGCCAAAGAGGCUCGCUGCGGCUGCGCGGGAACCAUGCCGGGAGGGUUCAAAGGCUGUGGACACGGCCACAGGGGGCAUCCCGGGAAGCCCCACUGGUCCUGCUGCGGCAGCACGGCCGAGAAGUCGGAGUGUCUGCCCCAAAGCGUGCUGGCCGCCGUGUCCCCCCGCGGCCACCUGAGAACCGUGGAGCUCUGAUACGACCCCCAAGACGAGCUGACGCGAGUCCGGGAAGGCCGGCAGGUCAGGGGGGGGCUGGAAUGAGCCUCGGGCCACUGGGGGGAAAUCCUGGGCACGGUCCAGAGAGGAGCCAGGCAGGGCUUCAAAGUCACAGUUGUUUUUUUAGCUCUGCUGAAUCCGCCGGCGUGACUGUGACCCAGCUCCCCAUUUAGGAGGGAAAAAGCCUUCCCGGAAGCAUCCUGAGACCACGUAGCGGAGAGAGGAUAACAUUUGGCUCCAUCGUUGCUCCUUGUUUGUUCCUCCGAAAAUCAUCUGCUGUCAUGUGGAUUUUUGAGGGGUCUAACUAUCCUAAAUCCUAUCCUAUGAAAACAAUCCUUUUGAACACUGAGCCGUUGUAUUUUUGUAUUUUUUUUUACAUCCCAUCAUCAAAGACUGGUUGAAUAAUGAUGAAAUCCUCACCGUACUGUAACAAUCCCCGUUUGAAAGCUCAAAGUGGUGCAAGACUAACAUAAAAAGGGCUUUGAUCCAGAUCCUCCAUCAUUUCUAUAUCUAACAGUCAUAUUUUUGUAUGGUAUUCUAAAGUGUUUCUGUGAAGUAUUUGCAACCCCCAGGGACAAAAGGUUAUUAACAUAAGCCAGUAUUUUUUCCAACGGAACACUGAAAACAUUUCAUAACUUUGAUGACAUUAGCUAAAACACUGGGAAGGCAAAGUGAUUAUUAAAAAAAAAAAAAAAAAUGCAGAAAUGUGUAAUUUAAUUUCCUUGGGGAUAAAAAGAACACAUUUUGUACUUCUUUUUCACUGUUUGUCUUUUGUUUGUCAGCUGCUAGCUUCCCCACUAUUUAAAGAGGAGGAAAUAUUCAGAUGUGAUGCAAAAGGUGUAACAUUUCAGCACUUUGACCAUCAUUCUGACUUUGUCUGUUUUUGUCGCCGUGCUAACAUGUACAUGCCUUCUAAAUGAAAAUCGGGUCUGAAGGUUUUGGUUUGAUUAACAUUUUCAGUUGUAUUUAGGUAAGAAAGGAAGGAGUCAGCACACUCCUGACGGGGUCUGACGUUUCCUGUUCUAAAUGAAUAUGAAACGGAACUUCA